AUGCGUGUGUGCAGCCUCACUCUGCCCCUAGCCUGUGCCCACACUCCCUACUGGACCCCAAUGAUGGAGAGUGAGCCAGGCGAGGGCCACUUGCUGCUGCUGAUCAAAGUGCUGAAGGCAGCACUGAGGCUGGAGGCUGCCUGCAACACAGCAGGCUGCAAUGCAGUGCUUGUCAAAGUUUUCAAGGAGUGUCUGCCGGAUCCAAAGUUCCGGUUCUACUUCCUGGCGGUGGUCUGGGGCUGGCAGUCCUCCCUCCCGUUUACUGAUAUCAUUGAUGAGGCUCUGCAGGCCUGGACACUAGUGCUGGGAAAGGCCCUGCUCUCCCCGUCCGGCACACAGUCCUCCAGCCUGGCCUGGACGCUGGGCACUCACCAGCCCCUAGUGCCAUCCCUGCUCUCAGCACUCACCAGUGGAGAGAAGGGAGUUAGAAAGGGAGCCAUAGAGUGCCUCCGUGCUCUUGCAGGUGUGAGAGGCGGGGCACUGGCUGCAGACAGCUAUGUGGAGGUCAUUAGGAUAGUCCUGAAUCAAGCAGAGGAGCUGCUAGAUGAUGCAAGUCAGCUGGCGGAACUGUUUGGCGGUGGCGGCAGCAGCGUGGGCAGGAAGCAGGCCACCCAGAGUGUGCUGGGGGUGGUGGUGGGCGGGGAGGGGCUGCUCCCUCCUCACGUUUGUGCCGCACUCCUCUAUUCCCUCACUGCAGCCAAUGACACGGCCAUCCUCCUCCAGCUUCUUCCCCUGGCUGAGUCCCUCCUGGAGAAAGCGGAGAAGACAGUUCAAGGGAGGGAAGAACAGAGAAAUGAGGAAGAAGGGAAGCUUGAUGUUCCCUCCUCCCUCUGCCUUCUCUACAUCCUCCAGAGGUACACCCCGGAGGCUGCUGAGGUGCUGGAAACAAAGGCGGGCCUGCGAGUCUUUGAGAGGGCCAUGGAGAGUGCCAGGCCCUGUCUUCUGCUCCAUGAUGGUGUGAUGGCACCCCAGAGUGUGCUGCUGCAGGAGGUUCUGAGUUCAAGGUUCAUGGCGAGCCUAAAGAGUGAAGCCACAGCCUCCAGGCUCUGGACCCUGCUGGUGAGCCGAGUCACCUCCUCCAGGGACCCCCAGGAGGCCGGCCGCCUGCGCCACGCCCUUCGCCACGUCACCCUGGAUGCCGAGGUCAUCAUGAGGCAAAUUGAUGACCUUGAACUGACCCCCAAAGUGACCUCCCUACAAGCUGCAAAGUUCAAAAGGAUGAAGAUGAGGGAGCCGAGUGUGGCACACCAGCAGUCAUGGGAGAAACUGCAACUCAUGCUGGAAACUCUAACAAUCAUGAAGGACCUCCAGCGACCCUGGCUUCUGGUGGCUCCCCUCACCCACUGGCUCAAUAUGACCCUGACCCUUGACCUGACCUCCACCACCCUCCUCCAGCAGCAGAUCCUCUCCACCCUCCUCCACCUCCUUGAGAAGUGCGUGGAGGAGUUGAGUGAGGAAGAGGUCAGCCAACGAGUACAGGUCAACGUAGAGGUCAUCGUAGCCUGUGUCCGUGCGUCCUUGAGCCACGACACCCACCGGCGGGCGCUGCUCAUCCUGGCACUCUGUGCACGCAUUGUCCCGGACGCAGUGCUGCACAACAUGAUGGCAAUCUUCACCUUCAUGGGAACGUCUUUGCUGCGCCGCGAUGAUGCUUACUCCUUUGAGGUCAUCCACCACACCAUACAGAGCAUUGUGCCCACUCUCAUACAGCACCAGGGUGAAAACAAAACCUUGGCUAAAGGUGCGGCUGUUGAUGACCGCUUGGCUCAGGUGUGCCAGGUGUUCGUGGAUGCCUUGCCUGACCUGCCACACCAUCGCCGCCUGCCACUCCUCACCCAGCUGGCAACCACACUUCAACCCAACCCUAACUUGUGGCUGCUUCUGGCACUGUUAGCCAACUCUCACGUGAUGAAAGGAGGCACCAGAGGCUACAAGGGCGUGGGCCAAGAAGGGAAGGGAGACGAGAGAGUAAGAGUGGAGGAGGAGGAGGAGGAGGAGGAGAGAGGCACACUCCCACAGGUGAUCCAGUUCUCCCUCACACUGGCCUCACAGUUCCCAGCCACCACUCAGGUGCUGGCUUGUGUCCGCCUGAUGCAGCUUGUGAGCACCCUGCCCGACGACAAAGAAACCUCCAAAGCACUACAACAGCACCAGCAGCAGCGGCAACAAGAUUCACUACUUCAACUGAGAGAGCAGAAGAGUCAAGGGAAGAAGAAGGGAAGCAAUGAGAUGCAGAAAAAGUCUCAGGAACAUCACCAGGAAAAUAAAGAUGGUAAUGAAGAAGAAAACUUGGACUUUAAGAAGGUGAACGAGGCUCAGCUCAUCUCCCGCACCAUCUCCCAUUCACCGCGCCACACCUUCCACCUCAAGUACACAGUGACGGGACUGGUGGCUCAUUUGCUGGCCUCUGACAAGUUUAUUGGGAAAGUGUACGAUGCUGAGGAAGAAGAUCUGGAGGUAAAGGAGCUGCAGUCCCUCUGUCACCAGCUGCUUGAGGUCACCUUGUGUCUCCUCCAUAACGUGAACUUUGCCUGUGACCUCCACAAGGAUAAAUCUGCAGGACGGUUCUUCACCUCACUACAGCGCAAGGUGGUAGAGGUGGUGGAGAGGCUGGUGGCUCUCCUUCCUCCCUCAUCCCUCCUCCAGGUGUGCCAGGGUCUCCUCUCCUCCCCUGUGGCUCUUGUUAGGUGCCGUGCUGCUGAGCUCAUUAGUGCCAAGCUGCAGCCCCAUCUUAACUACUUCAGAAGUGAGGACACCCGGGAGCUGCAGAACACCCUUCAAACGCUCUGCCGUGGAGUGGCCAACAAACAGGAACCAGUGGACAACCGCCAAACUUUCCUCUACUGCCUACUGAUGCUCACUCGUCUUUUGUCCAACCGCACUGCGUCGCUCCCCUCCCUGCCGCCUCUACCAACACCCUCCCUGCAGCUGGUCCUUGAUACUGCCGUCAGUGUGCUGUGCGACGAGAGUGAGGAGCCAUGGGUUGUGACUCAGGGCCUCCUGGUGGCCGCCGAGGCUGUGGCAGCACUCCAGGCGGCAGCAGUGGGCUGCCUCGGCAGGCUCAUGCCCACCCUUAUCAAGACGCUGGCGGCGUCAGCCACUACUGCUGAUGCUGCCUCUACAGCUAACACUGCUUCAGACAUGGCUGCUGCUGCUCCUGCUCCUGCUGCCACUACACAGCUUCUGGCUACGCUUACUGCUCUACACAAGGUCAUUGACAGCCUCCCUCAGUUCCUCUCCCCGUACAUAGAGGAAGUGACCAAACAAGUGUGCUGCAUCAGACCACUUGAAGGAGCCACAAAAACAGCAGCAGUGGGGAAGGAGUCCAAAGUCAUGGCAAAAUUGUUGGCCAUAAGGGAAUCAUUGAUAAAGAAAGUGGAGCCACGUAUUUUGGUGCCCAGACUUGUAAAGGCAUUCCAUUCCCUGCUGGGUGCCGGGGCCCUGGCAGACCUUCAUAAUCUGGUAGCCAUGGUGGGCUGCCUUGUUGGGGAGUUGGGCCCCAAGAAACUUCCUCAGCACAUCCCGGCACUGCUGGGGCUGCUGACCAACGCACUUGACCUGCGCAGCUUGAAGGGUGACGGCCAAGAGGUGGAGCCAGUGGAGGAGGCCAUAUUCUCAGCCAUCAGCCGCCUCCUCCUCCACCUCCCUGAGCAGGACAACAUCUCCAUAUUUACCUCCAUAAUAACCUGGGCCACCUCCUCCACCACACCCGCUGAGACACCCACUGCACCUGCCAGGCUCAUCUCCCUCUACAGGUUUGUGUCUGGAGGAUAUAUGACUUCUGUAUUUACCUAG
This is a messenger RNA of Eriocheir sinensis (Chinese mitten crab), 3795 nucleotides long. Its product is annotated as HEAT repeat-containing protein 1-like. Lineage: Eukaryota; Metazoa; Arthropoda; Malacostraca; Decapoda; Varunidae. The record is from RefSeq and is a predicted model, not a curated record. The transcript has 20 exons. Gene Ontology annotation, molecular function: snoRNA binding. Gene Ontology annotation, cellular component: small-subunit processome; 90S preribosome; t-UTP complex. Gene Ontology annotation, biological process: maturation of SSU-rRNA from tricistronic rRNA transcript (SSU-rRNA, 5.8S rRNA, LSU-rRNA); positive regulation of transcription by RNA polymerase I. Bases 1 to 3795 code for a protein of 1264 amino acids.